Molecule: messenger RNA, 1293 nt
Organism: Penicillium malachiteum
Lineage: Eukaryota; Fungi; Ascomycota; Eurotiomycetes; Eurotiales; Aspergillaceae
Product: FAD binding domain containing protein
Exons: 3
Coding region: 1-1293 (430 amino acids)
Biological process (GO): secondary metabolite biosynthetic process
Molecular function (GO): FAD binding; monooxygenase activity
Source: RefSeq, a predicted model, not a curated record
AUGACGAACCCCCUGCAUGUAAUCAUCGUCGGCGCUGGCCUAGGAGGACUAGCAGCAGCAAUUGGAAUCACCAAAGCCGGCCACCAAGUGACCAUUCUCGAACAAGCUGAGCAACUUGGCGAGGUUGGAGCCGGGAUCCAAAUUCCCCCAUCUUCCUCGCGAGUCUUAGAUCAAUGGGGCCUACUUAACAAAAUCCGCACCAUCGCAACCCUUCCACACGACUUCCACCUCCGAAGCAAACAUGGUGAAAUCCUUUCAACACAGAACAUCCAACCUUUCAUUGAAAAGAAAUACGGACACCCAUAUUUCCAAGUUCAUCGCGCAGGAUACCAUCGUAUCUUAACGGAAGAAGCAAUCAGACUCGGUGUAAAAAUCCGUCUAAAAUGCACUGUUCAGGAUAUCAAUUUCAAUAUACCUUCCGUUCGAAUAAAAGGAGACCCGGACUACGAACUUACAUCCGAUCUAAUCAUAGGCGCUGAUGGUCUUCGCUCAUUAUGUCGGGAGAAAUUCCUCGCUCGUCCUGAUCCACCACGUUUAACUGGGGACCUGGCAUACAGAUCUUUGGUUAAAGUAUCUGAUAUGACGAGUCCGAUACUACGAGAUCUUAUCAGGAAGCCUUGUACAAAUUACUGGAUGGGUGCGAAUAUGCAUGCAAUGUGCUAUUUUAUUGAAAGGGAUCAAACCUGUAAUGUCGUGUUGAUUAUCCCGGAUAAUCUACCACCAGGUGUGAAUGUGAAAUCCGCUUCGGUGGAGGAGAUGCAAGCCAAUUUUGACUCGUGGGAUCCGCAACUUGUGGAGCUCUUAAAGUGUGUUGGAAGUACAACUAAGUGGAGGUUACAGGACAGUGUGAAGAUGGAGCAAUGGGUUCAUGAGGCGAAUAAGUUUGUUUUACUUGGCGAUGCUUGUCAUGCCACGCUUCCUUAUUUAGCUCAAGGUGCUGCUCAGGCUGUUGAAGAUGGCGCUGUAUUAGGAGCCUUGUUUUCCAAGGUAGCGCCAUCUGCUGGAAGGGUAUACAUGACUGAUAUCCUUCGGAUGUAUGAGCAGCUUCGACGGGAUAGAACAGCACGAAUUGUUCAGAAAAGUGCUGAUUUUAGGGUGAUCUUUCAUAUGGAGGAUGGGCCUUUGCAGCAGGAACGUGAUAGAGCACUGCUGAACGAUACCCCAUCUGAAGGGUUUCCAUUCCUGUUUGCGGAUCCAAGCUUACAGGAAUUUCUCUUUGGUUAUGAUUUUGCGAAGGAGGUUGACAUUGCUUGGGAGAGCUAUGAGAGACAUCCUGUGUCAUGCUCGCUCUAA